GAUCAACAUAUUGUCCGAUCGCCUCAGAUUCUCGUCCCCGUUAUGAACUCCGUGACCAUGCACGAAGCGUUGAGCAAGGAUCCGGGCAAUGUGGUCGAGCAACUCACGAAGCUCCUGGGAAAUCUCGGCGGAAAUUUUUCUGUGGCGAAGGUUGAGAAAGAUUUAGCGGUAAUGGACCGGAUUCCAGCUGCAGUUCAAGAGGAGUGGGAAGUUUUCGUCAAGCUUUCAAUGACCUCCUGGACUUCUUCGAUGGUCCUUGGACAGGACCGAGGGCCGGGUAGAGGUUCUGACUGCCGGGAUAGAUCGACAGCCACUGUUAUGUUCAAGGUCGGUUCACAGUCCAGGUCAGUGAGAUUUGCCAUGAAUGAGCUCUGUCAAUAUUUGGUCAGUGACUCAUAUGGGGCUGUUCACACCGUGCGGAUGGCACGGGACGCCUACAAUUCGAGGCAUUGCAUGCACGUCGUUCUCAGUGUUCCGUCCACAGGCGGCGAACUCUGGCUCGGCGGUAUUGCGGCCUCGGGCCAGGUCAGUGUCCUCCAUGAAAACGGAAUAUCAGCAGUGUUGGCUGCGGCGGCGAAACCACCGGUGGCCAUGGAUCCGAACGUCAAGUUUCUCGGAUGCCUGGACGGCACCGGGGUCACGACUGGCACGGUUAGCCUCACAGAAGUGCUGAAGACGUUCCGCGACAUAGUGCGGAUACUGAGCGGCGGCGGCAAGGUUCUGAUAUCUUGCAAAAAUGGCGCUCACAGGAGCAGUUUGCUAGUGGCACUCUUCCUGAUGUUCACAUGUGGAGUCUCGGCGGACGAGGCGGCCGACUACUUGAGCAUCGUGAGGAAUAUAGUGGAUCUGGCAAGCUAUCCGCCGAGGCCCAAGUCAGGAUCUUCGCGGCCAGCGGGGCCAAUGCCUUUGGCAUGGUUGCGUGAAGUGGAGACAGAGGUCUUGGACCAUGGGCGUGCGCUUUACAGUGGUUGGCCGUUUCAGCUGAACAAGGUCGAGCAGUAUCCAAUCUAUGGUUCGACAGCGAAAUCGAAGCCAGCUCCGAAGGCCAUGCCCACGAACAAGAAGGCUAGAUCAGGCAGCGGCAGAAGUGCAAAUUUGGAAGUCUGUGCACGGAAGCGGCGAAUGACCGAGAGUGCGGUCUCCAAAGACCAGGCGUCCUGGUGCAAUGUGUGUUCAGACAUAGAAUGCACGGAGAUUGAGACCUCGGGCAAUGAACACUCCGAAGUCGCCUCGGCCUCUGAUUGGGAAAAGGCAUCGCUUUCCAAGUUCUCGGCUACUUCUCGAGGUGGGCCUCCGGCCGCGGCACCGCAUGCAUCACUUGCAUCAGUGCCAGAGGGGGCAAGCAAGAUCGAUCAAGAUGAUGAAUCCGGCAGUGGGGCUGCGGCUGUCCAGCAAUCAGAAGAAGACGACGAACCCGAACAGACCGACGACAAGGUCGAGACUGAUCCCGAUCCCGAUGCGGCUGAUGCGGCCGCGAGCCAGGAAUGGAAGCCGACCAAGUCCAUGGAAGAAGCAGUCAUGGGUCCAGAUUCCGAUGAGGUCAGGGCCGGCCAUCUGGCCAAACUGCGUGAGAUGGUCUCGACCUUGAAUGACCUCGACUCUCGCAUCAAGGACACGCUCGGGACUCCGCAGCAGAGCCCACGAGCAUCAUCUGCGGCCUCAGGCCAGGUCCCUGUUCACGAAACUUAUGAAAGGGACCAGAUUCCAGAUUGGGCUGCAGAUGAUGAAGAAGAGGAGGAGGAGGAGGAGUUGGCCAGGCCCACGGAAUUGCCCGUGGCUUCUGAAGGCGACUCUCAUCCCCCAGCCGGGCCUGUUGCAUCCGAAGAGGUCACCCGACUUCUCGACUUGAUGUCCGAGCAACAAAAUUUCUUGCAAAAGCUUCUGGAUGAGACCGCAGCGAGGCAAGCAGAAGCAGACCAGCAGCGUAUGGUGGAUUCACUCUUGGAGACGAUCAUGAGUGGCGACCAAGCGGAGUCUCUCCGGGUUAUUGCCACGCUUCGUCCCCAAGAUUUGCGGGAUUCCAGAGACCUCGCAGGCAUGACCUGCUUGCAUCAUGCUGUUCGUGUCGGUGAUCAACAAGUCAUCUUUCAGCUCCUGCAGAAGGUGCCCGAGUUGGCGAAUGUACCGAGUAGCAUUAGACGCAAUCCUCCCGGAUGGACCCCGCUCAUGCUGAUUGCUGACAAGGCUCCGGCUGAGACCGAUCAAUAUGUGGUGGGCCUACUUUGUGCAAGCAUGACAGCCGAGGCAUUCAACAACCGCUCAGGCACCUAUGCUACGGCGACUCAUCUGGCGGUUGCCCGUGGGAAUCUCCCGAUGGUGAAGAAGAUCCUAUGGAGGAUGAAUGACCUCGGCGGAAGGAAUCUCGUGGUGUCCCACCUGAAGAUGCAGAAUCAGAUGGCCAGGAACUGA
Messenger RNA from Symbiodinium necroappetens, 2409 nucleotides. The record is from the annotation of a GenBank genome assembly. Lineage: Eukaryota; Dinophyceae; Suessiales; Symbiodiniaceae.